CAUUACAGUGUUAACACUAAGCCACAUUUGACGCACUGCUACAAACAAUAAUUAAGCUUAUUAGCGAGUUAAUUCAUAUGUAAAUACGAAAAACAUUCUGUAAACUAAAGCUAAACAUGUACAAGCUGUGGAAAAUCAUCACUACAAAAUGGUCAACAAAGCGCUCUGGCUAUGACUUAGGCCAUGCGAUAAAAAUGGAAGUAGUUAAUAUAGGCGAAGGUCGGUAUGAGCAAAGUGAAAAUGUCCCAGGAAGUAGUAUUGACAGCGACGCCUCCAGCAGCGCGUUUGAAAGCAACGACAGCGACCACUUUAGCGAAGACUUGGACAAGACGUCAGAAGAUGGUGACCUGAAAGAGGACCUACAAAAGACAAUACCAGAAUGUUACAAAUCAGACUCGAACUUCUCAUCACAUACAACAAGCAUCACAAACGACGAAGAGUUUCAGGCGACAGCGCUAUGCCAGUUCAUGGAUAUAUUGAAUGAUUUGGACGAAGUUUUAGAUAAGUCUUUACUGGCGUGCCUUGACGAUGGAACGAAAAAUUUCGACAGCGACGAAGAGGAUCUCAUUUGUAAGAUUAAGGAAUGCAUUGGGGAGGCUCAAGGAGAAUCAGAUCGUUCGGAAGCACAGAGUUCUGUUGACGACAAUACUCAAGUAAUCACAUGUUCCAAUGUGCGUGCGUCAGCACCGCCUAUGGAAACCGCCUAUGACAUCACACCAAGUAUUUCCGAGAGGUCAAAUCUCACAAGCCUAGGUCGGUCGAAGAGUUUUUCAGAACUCACUGACAAUGAUAGGCAAGCUUUAGUUUCAUCAUUAGAGAGAGCAAGUACGACAAACGAAGCAUUACGAAACUCGAUGAGGAGAUUAGAUCCUAUUGUUCUGCCAGCGAUAACUGCAGAGUCGUCUUGCGAGCCUCUAACGUUGCCGGUGAUACUUUUUUUGGAGCAUAAUAUUAACAUGCGGCCGACGAGUGCUCCGAUACAGUUGCAAGUGACGGCAGCGAAUCUGAGUAGUGAUGGUGCUUCAGGGCCUCUGAUUGUGGGGCGCCGUGCCUUACUGAUGAACCGGACGCUCUCGCUCCCGUCACCCGGGGAGAGUGACGUCACAGCCGGGGACUGGACUGGACGAAAUACUGCCAGGAGUACAGCAAGGAGCACAAGUGCGUCCAGUUCUUCUACAGAAUCCUUAAACGUUGCUCCUAUCAUUCAAAAUGCUUCAAGUGCCACUGAGGAGAGAAACGAAGAGACUGAAGAACCUCCUUUUGGAGUGUGGCCACAUCGUAUGAGUGCCAUGCUGGCGUGCCUCAGUUGUACCGUGGGAAUAUUUAAUAUAUCUAGAUUUGCCAUAUUCAGUGUUCAUUUCGGAGCAAGCUUCAUAAUACAGUUUUUUAUACUGUCUUUUUUAAUUGGAAUACCGUUGUUUACGUUGCAUUUAUGUUUGGGCCAAGUGUUGGAGUCUGGGCCAGUGGACAUGUGGCGUAUAUCGCCGAUAUUCCAAGGCGUAGGAGUAUCGUUGCUCAUUACUCAAGCCGUGAUUGGCAUGUACAGCAUAAUCGGACUGUCUUGGAUAUUUGUUUUCUUUAGAGACUCUUUUAUAACGUCCAACGACAGAUACAAAUGGGCACUACCGCACGAAUUCAAUUUUGAAGAUGCUGUUGCAAAGAAUGGUACUUAUAAAAUACAGGAAACUCUGCCUCAAUAUUUUCAUGGCGAGGUUUUACAAAGGAAUUUGGGGUCCAAUAGUUCGUAUUUCGGCACAAUAAAGUUUCAAGUAGCUUUCAAUUUAGCUGUAGUGUGGAUGAUAGUGUUCGUCGCGCUGAGCAAAGGAUUGAGGUCUUACGGCAAGGCUGUCUACAUGCUGAUAUUUCUGCCGAUCUGCGGGACAUUAGUGCUCUGUACCAAAUUACUGACUCUAAUACCGUACGACACCGUCGUCAAUAUAUUCUCCGAGACUGAAUGGAGCGAAUUCUUCAUAAAUAGUAAUAGUUGGGCAGCAGCUGCCCAGGAAACUUUUCUAACUUGGGGCCUCCUUGGUGCCUGUAUAAUGCAGCUUACUUCACACAAAAACGCCAAAAAUAAGACUAAUGUAAUACUGCAGAAGGAAAGUGCGUGUAUAGUGGCAUUUACAUUCGCCGUGUUGUUAUUGGGAUCGUUUUUGGCCAACACUUGCGUGCAAAUAUUGAAGAAUUAUGGCUACGUUUAUAUACCGGGUAGUUUCGAAACGGUAAAAUCAACUCAAUUCUUGUGGCCAAUAACGGAACCCAUGCCUGGUAACGUGGUCUCAACUCCAGUUCGCUAUAUGGGCCAUUACGGCAGUUUAGUGGGAGUUACAGUAUGGAAGACUGGCAACACCGCCCGCACUCUCAGCGGGUGGCAACCCUUGCAGCUGGCAACACAGAUCGUGCCCGCUACUCUUGCUGUACUACCCGCGAAUUUGUUGUCUCCAGCAUGGGCGGUGAUAUUCUACUUCAUCAUAAUAAUGUUCGGCAUAGCUCAACAGCUAGCGAUAUGGCACUGCGUAAUCACCGGUAUUAUGGCGAUUAACGCCGAAGCGCUCAAAGUUUGGGAAACUACCAUCACGUUUUUAAGCUGUGUUUUUGGACUGGCUAUGGGACUGCUGUUAAGUACUGAUGCUGGUAUCCGCAUAGUACAUUUCAUGGACUACGUAUGGGUGGGGUCGUGGUGGCAAUGCGUGGUUCAAGUGGCUCUAGCGACCGGCGUGUUCGUGGUACGCGGGCGGCCCUACUCGCCCGACGUGGUGGUGGCAGCGCUGUACUCCUCGCGUAGCAGGCUGUCCGCUACGCUAGCCGCGCUGCUCAGCUUCACUUGGACCGUGGUGCUGCCGGUGCUCUUGUGUGCAAUUUGCGUAAUGGAUUUCCGAGUGGGCCAGCAGAAACAGAUGUAUAGUUGGAGGAAACCUGUCGGCUAUUGGCCAGUAUGGAGUCGUCAGGUCGCAGUGUUUAUGCAACAGGGAGCGUUACUCCUAGUGCCUAUCGCUGCCUUCAUACAAACGUGGCGCUACAUGAACAAGGGACCUCCUGAUAUACUCGAUCGCAUACAAAACCUCUACCGUCCUCGGAUGGGCGGUUCGAACUCGCCCCUCCCACCAGGCCGCGCGGCCCCGCCCCCCGCGCCCGCGCCUCCCGACCCGCCGCCCAAGUACACCCCACCGCCUUCGUACUCUACUGCCACGGGGGCCAGGCUGCUCAAUACUAUACGACGGAGCUUCAGGACUUUACGAAGAAUCACAACAGCCCGCUCAGAGUUAUCGCCUGCAGAAGACACGACACAGCUUCCAAUAACCGUCAGUGAGACCGUCGAGCGAGAUGCCUUAGUAUCCCUCGAAUCCCAACCGCCUGACUACAGCGGCGUUUUCGCAACACCGUCUAUAACCAUCACAGACGAAACAGACUCCAGGACUUCACGACCAAGAUCAUCAACAUCACGAAACUCCUUAUCCUUAACCAGAGACUACCUUCGAAGAUCAUUCGUACGUAAAAGUGACUCAGCAAAGAGUAUCCGCUCUAGUUUACGAAGGAGUUUCAAGUACGGCGGUGCCUUAACCAGUAGUCACGAACAGUUGGUGCGCGGCGCCGAACCUAUGUCGAGUACUGUGGCGAUGUCAGCUGUAAGUACUGUUCACGAUUCUCAUAGCCGCGCAUCCGUCAUAUAAAUUCCUCUUAGAGCUCUCGUACAUGCAAACUUCUGGUCGGCCGAUUGAUUUUAUGGGCUCAUACAUCUCACAUCACAAAGAUCAGGUAUUUAGCCGAUUAAAUCAUAUGAUUGAUUGAUUGACUCUGACUCAUGAUUUUCUUUUUUAAAAAAUUGCCAACUGUCCGCCGACUGUAAGUUUGCAGUAUGUGGGUAUUCUUAUCCGCCUUUCAUAUCAUCCCUUUCAAAAAUAUUUUGUAUUAUUCGCCUUAAACCGUUACAAUGUAUUUUUAAGCGUAGUUAUAGUACUUAAAUGUAUAGAAGUAUCCAUUAAUGGGAAUGUUGUAAUACUUUUAAAGUUAAAGGUAUAACCAAUUAAUGUAGGCAUCUAUACGUACAUGUUCAAUCCCGAAUAAUAAAUGUAUCUGUAUAUUGGAAACGUUUUAAAGUUUGUUUCUUGUCGCGACUGUACGUCGACGAUUGUUAUAAUAUUAAUUUGUGUUUUAGACGCUAGGCCUUAAGAUUCGUAAUUUUAAAUUAGUUAAGUUAGUUCUUAAUCAAUGCUAACAUAAUAAGUAGUCAUAAUGAAGAGGAAUCUCAGUUACUCCAAUAUUUUUUUAAACAUUGUUAAUCCUUUAUUUUGUGUGAGCACAAUAAAUGAGCCAUUUAGCUAGGUUUAUAAGUAUAGCAUAAAGUGUACUUACAUUGUAUACUUAAAUUGAUAAUAACCUCAGAGCUUAGAAAGAAAUGUGUUUAACAUUUGGAAAAUGUGAAGACGAUUGUUAACGAUUAUUUUGUAAUGAAAACGUGACUCAAUCAGACUAGAAAUGUGUUCUCGUUAAAUUAUUAUGAGCGUGUAUUUCUAAAUUAUUAGAAUGAAAUGUUCGAUGUUGGCAAUGAAUGCAGUUUGAUGUUAAAUUCGUUAGUGAGAUAACUUUGUAAAGAGCGAUGCCUCUCGCCUAUUGUAAUGUUUAGAUGUGUGAAAACCCCAUUUUAUUAUAGAAUAGAACGUAUAUUUUAAACUCGAUGAAGGUUGCAAUUUUUUUAUAUCCAUUUUAUGGAAAUAAUAAGCGUUACGUAAUAAAUAUUACGAAAAAGUACUAGAUAUAAUACAAAAUCAGUGUUCGAUGGUAACUAUAAAUGGCAGCAAUCCCUUGUAUAAUCGAGUCAUAUUUAAAAUCGAUAUGAAUGGCUAGAUAUCGAUAAUCGAUAGGAACAAAUCGAAUCGAAGCAAUAUAGUGAAUCAAUGAUUAGUUGAAUGUGUCAAGUACAAUGAAUUUAGUUCAGUAAGCGAACCGGUUGUUCGAUAGAUAUAGGUGACAAUGAUGUCUGCUUGUUUAGUUCCUUUCUUGCAUUUAUGUAAAACCGGCUACUCACUAUUUGAAAAUUAUCAUUUAUCUGAUUAAGGCACUGUAUAUCUUCACAAAGAUCAAGGCUCCAAACAGAUUACUGAUGACAUGAGAUAGAAAAUCAAUGGAAACUCCACAAUCUCAUCUGUUAUGAGCCUCAUUAAUCAAUAUCUAUGUACUUAUUGCGAAAUUACAAUCGAAAAAUCACAAAAUAAUUUUAAGAUUAGCUUGUUAUUAAAUCAGUAUUAAUUUGUCUCCGCUUGUAAUAUAGUGCGUAGCUGGCUCAGUGCAUUUGUGUUCUUCAAAAUUUAUUGUUUAGUUCUAGUCACCAAUGCUUCCACCUUAUAAGUUGUAAACAUUUUCGUAUAACAUCACAUUUUACUAAAGCAUUAUAUUUUUAUUAAUUUAAGCACAUUUUUGUUGCACUUCUAUUAUAUUUUUACCCUUUUUAUUUUGCGCGGUCUUUUACAUUCCACAUUGUUGAAAUGUUUAUGAAUUAGGUAAUAAAACAUUUUUACACUACCAUGAA
This is a messenger RNA of Helicoverpa armigera (cotton bollworm), 5527 nucleotides long. It is a transcript of the gene bdg, whose product is annotated as sodium-dependent transporter bedraggled. Gene Ontology annotation, biological process: sodium ion transmembrane transport. Bases 117 to 3671 code for a protein of 1184 amino acids. The record is from RefSeq and is a predicted model, not a curated record. Gene Ontology annotation, cellular component: plasma membrane. The transcript is spliced from 14 exons. Lineage: Eukaryota; Metazoa; Arthropoda; Insecta; Lepidoptera; Noctuidae.